Molecule: messenger RNA, 1431 nt
Organism: Dendroctonus ponderosae (mountain pine beetle)
Lineage: Eukaryota; Metazoa; Arthropoda; Insecta; Coleoptera; Curculionidae
Product: CLIP domain-containing serine protease HP8
Exons: 7
Coding region: 229-1389 (386 amino acids)
Biological process (GO): proteolysis
Molecular function (GO): serine-type endopeptidase activity
Source: RefSeq, a predicted model, not a curated record
UUAUACUAAAUACUGUAGUAGUCUGAACUGUUUGUCUUCGUGAUACCGUUGAACACAGUGAAAGAUUCCCGUGGGUUAGUGCAGGCAAAAAACAAAUUGCAAUACUCAACAUUAACUUUAAUAAUUAAACAAACGGUUUUCAAUGUCUUGAAUAGUGCUCAUUUGAAUUGUAUAUGAUAUAAAUGCAUCCUGGUUUUAUCUAUGUGUUAAGUAUUGCAUUCAGGUGCCAUGAAGAGUAUUUGUUUUAUUGUGGUCUUACUUAUAGGAAUGCACAUUAGCUACGGACAACUGGCUAAUAUUUGUCGAACGCCCAAUGAACUGAACGGCGAAUGCAUCUCGCUCAUGCAAUGUGACCCUCUAUUCAGCUUACUGAAAAAGAGGCCAAUCAGCUCAGCUACGGCUGAUCUGCUUAGGAGGUCUCAAUGUGGUUUCUUUGGAAGUAUUCCUAAAGUUUGCUGCCCUGUUGAAGAGCCCACAUUAACCACAUCAACCACUCCAGCUUCUAAUUUCAAUGUACUUUCAGGUGAAGCAAUUGUGUCAAAUCUGCUGCCAGACACGGACAUCUGCGGAACUGGAGCUCAAAAUAGAAUUUAUGGAGGAGAAAAAGCAGAUCUAGACGAAUUCCCUUGGAUGGUGUUGGUGGAAUACGAAAGACCUAAUGGACAGAUAGAAACUUAUUGUGGAGGAGUAUUGAUCAAUAGCCGAUAUAUUCUAACUGCCGCUCAUUGCCUCAAAGGAAAGGAUUUGCCAAAGAGCUGGAAAAUGGUUAGUGUCCGUCUAGGAGAAUACAAUACGGACACUAAAGAAGACUGCAUUGAAGCAGUAGGUGCAAGAAGACAGUGUGCUCCUCCAGCCGUAUAUGUGGCUGUGGAGGAAACAAUCGCCCAUGAAAAUUAUGACCCAUACCACAUAAACCAGUAUAACGACAUUGCUUUAUUGCGCUUAAUAAGAAAUGUGCAUUAUUCGGACUACGUUAGACCGAUUUGCCUCCCCAAGACAUCAACACUUUUAAGCAAAUCAUACGUAAAUAAGAACCUUGUGGUGGCUGGAUGGGGCAGAACUGAGAACUCUUCAGCAAGCAACAUCAAGCUGAAAUUGGAAGUUCCAGUUGAGAACGAAGAAAAGUGCUUUCAAACUUACAGGAAAGCCCAUAUUCGAUUAGGCGCUAGUCAACUGUGCGCUGGAGGUAAGAAAGGAAGGGAUUCUUGCACAGGUGAUAGUGGCGGACCGUUGAUGGGAGUUGAAGCUACAGCCGAAGGAAAUGUUAACUGGUACUCGGUUGGAGUGGUAUCGUUUGGACGGUCUCCUUGCGGGUUGAAAAAUUGGCCAGGAGUUUAUACAAAGGUGGCCAAUUAUGUGCCAUGGAUUGUUAGUAAUCUUAGACCAUAGAAAACUAUUACAAUGUUCAUAAACGCGUAUUCAUUGAUUAAA